Cygnus atratus (black swan) is the source of this 5080-nucleotide messenger RNA. Its product is annotated as KIAA0319 like. NCBI's taxonomy places the organism in Eukaryota, Metazoa, Chordata, Aves, Anseriformes, Anatidae. Gene Ontology annotation, cellular component: plasma membrane; cytoplasmic vesicle. Bases 184 to 3549 code for a protein of 1121 amino acids. The transcript has 21 exons. The record is from RefSeq and is a predicted model, not a curated record. Gene Ontology annotation, molecular function: protein binding.
ACCCGCCGCUCCUGAGGCGACGCCGCCGCCGCCAUGGCCGCGGGGCAGGAGGAGGAGGCGGCCCCGGCGCCCCCCGCCCCGCCGCGCUCCGGGCCCCGCCGCCCGCCUGAGGCCGCCGAGGAGCAGCGGAGCUCGCCUCGCCUCACCGUGCGCCGCUGAACCCUGUUGCUGCUCGCAAAGGCCAUGGAGAAGAGGCUGGAAGCCAAGUUCAGCAUCAGCGCUCCGUUUCUGUCACGAUAUUGCCUGGAAAGACCUGCAAGGGAGCUGAGAAGUCUGCAGCUGUUCUACCUGUGUGCUUGCCUGUGUGCCUUGUGCUCCUCGACAGAUGCAAACUGGAACAGAUCUAAGUGUGAACCAGGGACGAUCCUGCUUGGUGGACAUUUGAGAUCGUGGGAGGGUCAUCACUUACAGCUUCUGGAAGGAUUUCAUACUGUGCAGUCCUGUCAGACUGCUUGCUGCCAGAGCCCCACCUGUGAUGCCUUUUGGUUCUUGGAAAAUAUGUGCAUCCAGGUGAACUGCACUCUGCCUGCCAUGUGUCAGGCGAACAGGACUGGCUCUUCUGAUUCCGUUUUGGUGUUUUUAAAGAAAUCCAAAAGCACAGAGCACUUAAAGCUUCAAACAGGAAGCGACGCAAAGACCUGGCUUCGCAGGUGGUUGCACUGGGGCGUCCCUGUCCCAGGGAAAAAAAGACUGCGGAGGUCCUUCCAGAAAUGGAGCCUGGCAAAUAACGGGGUGGAACUCCUGCAAGGCGACGUAGCAGCGAGCCCCAGUGGUGAGGCUGCAGCCAGAGCAUCAGACAGCAAACGUAGAAAGAGCCGAAGUGAAACGGAGCGCUUGAAGGAUCAAGUACUGAGGCGCUUAGUGGAGGACAGGCCUGGUCCUGAAACCCAUCCAAAUCAAAGGAAAGACCCACUGAAACGUGGGCAGGAUCCGGACGAUGAGAAAACCAAAAGCCCGUUCCCUCCUAAAAGCAAUAUUGUGAACGGAUCAAGUGAUGCAGACAGUGUUGGCUUUCCGCAGACCCACACAGGAACACCCACACCAGAGCUGUCAGUGCUGACUACUUUCUCCAGUCCCGUAGCACUGGGCUUGACAGCUACUGGAAAGACGGAGAAGCCUGAGCAGCCAGAUGAUGCUUUCAUCCAUCCCCACUCCUCAGAUACGCUGCCCACCAUCAGCCCUGUGCAGGGGAAAAGCACAACAAAGCUGCAGACUGCUACUUCUGUGCCAAGCGGUGUUCCCACAAACACUAGCGCUUCUACAGUCCAGACCAACACUGCUGCAUCACCGAGUACUACUGCCACUACCCCAGUUAUGAAGGAGCUGGUGGUUUCUGCUGGAGACAGCGUCGAGGUGACCCUGCCAAAGAACGAAGUUCAGCUGAAUGCGUUUGUGCUUCCCGAACCACCACCUCGAACCACUUAUUCCUACGAGUGGGAACUGAUUACUCAUCCGAAAGACUACAGUGGAGAAAUGGAAGGGAAGCACUCUCAGACCCUUAAGUUAUCUAAGCUUACUGUUGGUCUGUACGAAUUCAAAGUUGUCGUUGAUGGCGAAAAUGCACAUGGAGAAGGUUAUGUGAACGUAACAGUGAAUCCAAAGCCUCGGGUGAAUCGGCCUCCAGUUGCCAUUGUCUCUCCACAGUUCCAGGAAAUUUCACUGCCAACCAUUUCAACUGUUAUUGAUGGCAGCCAAAGCACUGAUGAUGAUAAAAUUGUCAGUUAUCAUUGGGAAGAACUGAAGGGUCCUUUGCGGGAGGAAAAGGUUUCUAGCGAUACUGCCAUACUGACACUGACCAACCUGGUACCUGGGAAUUACACAUUCAGUCUAACAGUAGUGGACUCAGAUGGUGCCAGCAACUCUACCACUGCCAACCUGACUGUGAACAAAGCAGUGGAUUAUCCUCCGGUGGCGAAUGCAGGCCCAAACCAAGUGAUCACCCUGCCUCAGAAUUCCAUUACCCUCUAUGGGAAUCAGAGCACCGAUGAUCAUAGCAUUGUCAGCUACGAGUGGCUGCUCAGCCCUAACAGCAAAGGGAAGGUGAUGGAGAUGCAGGGGGUGAGGACACCAGUCUUACAGCUCUCUGCAAUGCAAGAAGGUGAUUACACUUACCAGCUAAUAGUGACUGAUUCUGCUGGGCACCAGUCCACUGCAGAGGUCACUGUGAUAGUCCAGCCAGAGAACAAUAAGCCUCCAAAGGCGGAUGCUGGUCCAGAUAAAGAAUUAACUCUGCCUGUGGACAGCACCACUCUAGAUGGCAGCAAGAGCUCAGAUGACCAGAAAAUAGUCUCCUUUCUUUGGGAAAAAACACGGGGUCCAGAUGGUGUCAAGCUGGAGAAUGCAAACAGCAGCAUUGCCACUGUAACAGGCCUUCAAGUUGGGACAUACGAGUUUACUCUGACAGUUAAAGAUGAGAGGAACUUGCAGAGCCAAAGCUCGGUCAACGUUAUUGUCAAAGAAGAGAUAAACAAGCCACCUGUUGCAAAGAUUGCGGGAAAUGUUGUCAUCACCUUGCCUACAAAUACAGCUGAACUGGAUGGAUCAAAAUCCUCUGAUGAUAAGGGAAUUGUCAGCUACCUGUGGACCCGGGAUGAGGGCAGCCCUGCAGCUGGGGAAGUCUUAAAUAAUUCAGACCAUCAUCCCAUCCUUCUCCUGUCCAAUCUGGUGGAAGGGACCUACACAUUCCAUCUCAGAGUAACAGAUGCCAAAGGAGAGAGUGAUGUAGAACGGACAACAGUGGAAGUCAAACCUGAUCCUAGAAAAAAUAACCUUGUGGAGAUCAUUCUGGAUGUUAACGUCAGCCAGCUGACUGAGAGGCAGAAGGGGAUGUUCAUCCGACAAAUAGGGGUUCUGCUGGGGGUCCUCGACUCAGACAUCACCGUGCAAAAGAUCCAGCCAUACACUGAGCAAAGCACGAAGAUGGUGUUUUUUGUACAGAACCAGCCUCCCCAUCAGAUAUUCAAAGGACGAGAGGUAGCCUGGACACUAAAAAAUGAACUACGGAAACAGCAGUCAGACUUCCUCAUCUUCCGGGCACUAGAAAUUAACACAGUCACAUGUCAGCUGAAUUGCUCGGAGCACGGCCGCUGUGACUCCUUCACCAAGCGCUGUGUCUGCGACCCGUUCUGGAUGGAGAACCUCAUCAGGGUGCAGAUGGGGGAUGGCGAAAGCAACUGUGAGUGGAGUGUGCUGUAUGUGAUCAUUGCAUCGUUCCUCAUUGUGGUUGCCUUUGGAAUCUUAUCCUGGAUGGUGAUCUGCUGUUGCAAGAGACGAAAAGGAAAAUCCAAAAGAAAAAGCAAAUAUAAGAUUUUGGAUGCAACGGAUCAAGAAAGCCUGGAGUUAAAACCAAAUCCCAAAGCAGGUGGCAGACAGAAAGCCCAGGUCCUCAACACUAGCCUGAUGCACUCCGAGUCUGAACUGGACAGUGAUGAAGCCAUCUUCACAUGGCCUGACCGUGAGAAAGGGAAACUGCUCCGUAGCCAGAACGGCUCCUUGCGUAAUGGACAAGUGAUGCUAAAAGCCAAGAACCAGAGGGAGGAAAUCCUAUAGCUCCCUUUAGGUGGCCUUUUGCUGGAGCUCAAUGGGAAAGAGAAGGCCACUCCCGUCCCUAUUCUGCAAGGGCCUUUGGAGGCCAGUUUGGUUAGGACAACAGCUGCUAACUUGUUUCACAGAAAAUAACUUUGUUUUUGCGGGUUUCUUUUCAUUCAGUUAAAACUGGUUGUACUUGAAUUUGAACUCCAAGGGAAAUCAAAGGGAGAAGACAACUGUGAACCACAGAUGAAGCGUCAGAAAAGACAGAGCUGGCAUCUGGAGUGUGGCAGGACAGAACCACUUGGAGCAACUGUGAAUGUGCAGGACCCUCCUGGCCCACCUCAGACUGCAGCAGAGAAACACCUGUGGACUUCCAGGUCACUCGCCUUGGAAGCUCUUUGAAGAAGGAAGGUCAAGGCUGUGCUCUGAGCUCCCUCCGGGCUCCAAUAGCCCGCCACAAACUACUUCUGCUGUCAGACAGUUCUGUUUUCUUUUACUCCCACCUUCCCUAAUGGUUUAAGCACUAUUUUAAUUUAGAUAUGUCCUUUCACGUACACUGGCUGCUUUUGGAGUGUAGAGUAGGAGGAAUCUAAACACUAUGGUCACAAUCCAUCAGCUUGCAGGUAGGGGAGAGGGUUUUGUAGCCGUUCUAAAUAACUGUUAGGCUUUUCUCACUGGGAGUGUUGAUGACACGGUGGCUGUUCAGAUGUGGAAAAGCUGACCUGCCUGUGGUAAUUAGCUAGGCUGGGAGCCCCCCUCCUGCAGCAAGCUCUCCUGUUGGAUACCAGAGCAGGGAUGGGACACUCGCCUUUGGUACACUUGCUUAAUGGCUGACUUAAUUCCAAAGCUAUGAGGUGUAGUUCAGCAGCAUUUUCUGUCGAUCCCUAAGCCCUCCAUGAGUCUGGACAACAACUGUAUCUCAAUUACGAAAUGCCACGCGGGGUUUCUUUUCCUUAAAACUUGCACAACCCAAGCAAACAGGGUUUGGUGUCUUCAGUUCCAAGCAGCUGGCUCUUCCCUCUGGCUGGCAGCUUAGUGGCCUCGUGUCAUUACAGCUGAAUAGCCCUGUGUGCUCCUGGUACAGCGUGAAGUACAUUUGGUGUCCUGUAGUCAGUGGAAAAGGGAAUUCUCAGUACCCAGUGGCACUGCACGGUGAGUGUCAGCAGCCGGUGGCUGUAUUUCUCUGCUGCUUGAACUCUGGGAAAGGCCUUGCUGGGAGCCAGGUGUGCGGUGGUCCUUUCCCAUACCUGCUUCUUUAUCUCACUGUGCUGCUUUCAUGAGUUGCACCCCUGUCCUCGGGCAGAAAUCAACCUCUUACUGGCAUGAAGGAUGCCGCUGCUCCUCCACGGAUGGGCGGGCAGUUUAUUGCCUUUCUUUGUGUUUAAUUUAAAAACUGGAAACUCGUUUCAUUGGCUUUUUUUUGAGCUAUGAAAGCCAGAAGGCUUUAACUUCCUCAGUUGUAUUUAUAUUGCUGCACUACUGAUUUGUGUUGAGCAAGAUGAAGAUUAAACCAUAUUGAAUGCGAGGGAAUGUCCCCUCGCUGAAUGUA